AUGGACGCCCAAGCCUACCUAAUCAAGCACGGCUGGUCCGGCCCCGGCAACCCCCUCAAUCCCAACCAAAGACCCGGUCUACACGGUGGUCUCGGUCUCACACGCCCUAUCCUCGUCGCGCGCAAAGCCAACAACCACGGCGUGGGCAAGAAAACCACCAAAGACGCCACGAACCAGUGGUGGCUUCGCGGAUUCGAAGAUGCGCUCAAGGGCGUCGGUCAAGAGAGUCAUGAGGCCAACUCUGCACGCGAAGGGAAUGCGCUCACGAGUGAGCUUUAUCGUCAUUUCGUGAGAGGGUCGGGCUUGGCGGGGACGCUGGACCCGAAGAAAGAGAAGGUUGGCGUGGAAGAGGUGACUGUUUCGGCGGAGGAGGCGGCGAGGUUGAAGCGGGAGGAGGAGAAGGAGGAGAAAGCUGCGAGGAAGGAGGGGAGGGCUAAGCGGAGGGCGCAGAAGGCUGUGAAGAAGGAGCAGAAGGCUGUGCGGAAGGAGGCGAGGAGAGUGAAGAGGGUUGCGAAGGUGGAGAGGAGGGAAAAGAAGGUUGCUGAGAGGGCGGCGCGGAAGGCGAAGAAGACGCAGGUUGAGGAGGACUAUCCUACGCCUAUGUCGAUUGACCAAGAGGUUGAGCCGAAGGUUGAUCUGGAUGAGGCUGCUUCCAGGCUACGGGAGAAGAAGGAGAAGAAAGAGAAGAGCGCAGAAGGCGACUCGAAAAAGAAGUCCAAAAAAGUCAAAGCCUGA
Messenger RNA from Penicillium olsonii, 735 nucleotides. Lineage: Eukaryota; Fungi; Ascomycota; Eurotiomycetes; Eurotiales; Aspergillaceae. The record is from the annotation of a GenBank genome assembly.